Cinara cedri is the source of this 279-nucleotide messenger RNA. Lineage: Eukaryota; Metazoa; Arthropoda; Insecta; Hemiptera; Aphididae. The record is from the annotation of a GenBank genome assembly.
AUGGCUGAUUCAUGCAAAUCUGUUCCGUUAAAUGUCUGUAAAUCGCAUUCACGGGAAAAUAUUUAUGAGAACGUUCUUUGCGCUUGGUGCCACGAGUAUGGUCAUUUGUUUGGUUUUACUUGUAAAAAGUUCGUUGCAGCCUACAUGAUAUACUCACCAAAAACAGAUGUGUUUGAAAAAACAGGUAAUUAUAAUGAUCCCGUAGUCAUAGAUAAGACACCCAGACCAAUUAGAUCUAGAACACCACCACAUGGAUAUUCUCCAAGUGAUUAUGAUUAA